CAGCUGGCGAGAGCUUCGGGGAGGAGUCGUUGGCCGUGUAGAACUGCGUCACGGUCAGCUGCUCACUGCUGUUGUCGAUGGCGGGCUUGGUGGGCUGGUUGACGCGCAUGGCGAAGACGGCCUAUCGGUCGGUCUGUUUUGGAUCUGCGACGGCCUGCACCUUGAGCUUGCAGUCACGAUGGGACCACAGGUGGCCAUCUGAUUGACCGAGACACAAGGCAGGUCAAACAACCAAGAUGGCGACAGGACGAUCGGUGUGUGCUCAAAUGUGCGCCAUGCCUUGGAAUCCGAAUGCGAAAGUGGUGUCCUUCAUGACUGCUCCGUGAGCACCCACAGAGGCGAUGCCGCUGACCACACUGUGUGGCUUCACCAACUGCAUCCAUAUCACAUGCAGAGCAACAAAGCAACCAUGUCUCCGACCCUUCCCCUUGUGUAUUUGUGUGUGCCACCGUUCGGUUCUCGGGCAUGAGUCCGAAGACCAUGGUGAAGUCAGGGUCAGCCAGCAGCGAAUAGUCCCGCGAGCCGACCAGAAACUCACCCUCAUCGAACACAAGCGAUCCACUGCACACACACUCACACAACACGACACAGAGAGAGAUAGUCACCCGCGUCAAGCAAUACAUGUCGCUCUCUCGCCGACUUACCCGUCGAACCGUGGCAGCUUAUGGUGAUCGAUGCUCACGCCUGACUGAUGUCCAGGCAGGAAGUCCCCAAAGCCAUAUGUGGUCCCCGCCAUGUUCUGCCACUUGAGCACGCGAGACAGCUCAUUCUUUUCGACCGCCCCGAGACUCAGCGUGUCAGGAUCAGCCACGUAGAAGCCCAUGAGCUUCGACUCAUCAGAUGGAGACAGCUUCAGCUUGUCCAGAUAGGCACCAUACGAUCCGAGAGCUGAUCAGCAAUCACGCACGUGCAUUCGGGUAGGGAGAUGUGACUCUAUUCUCUGUUAUGUAUUGAGUGAGUGUCUGUCUGUCUCACGUGAGCAGGUUGGGACCGGUGCACUGAGGUUGCCGUUGCCGAGACACGUGAGGGCCGCGCUCGUGUCGGGGAUCAUCUCAUACCCCUUGUCGCAGGUGAAUGUCACCGUCGUGCCCGGACCGACAUUUAGUCCGGGCUCGACCACACCAUGCGCCAGCGGCUCCACGGUGCAAUUUGCUGACAAUCAGACGACAAAAUCCAGCGAGAUCCAUACGAAAGGAGUGUGUGUUUGGUUGUGUGUACUGACUUGGGGCAGGUGCGCCGGGGACGCUGUGAGCGAUGACCGAAUACCACUUCUUGUCGACGAAGCGCACAUUGUCCACACGGAUGCUCCGAUCGCCAACGAGGGCCUAAACGUGAGGAGGCACAAUGCCGAAACACAUUCCGCGUAAGAGUGUGCUGACCUGGCCUGCGGGAACUCUGAAGCUGUUGUCUGGCGCUUCUCUGGGCGAGAAUGAGUAGUGGUCCAUGGCGUCCACAGCGAAGGUGGAUGGCAGGCGAAACACCAAAGAGCUGCCGUUGGCCUGAUACUCGCCCAGAUCUGACACCAACCAGCCAACCAACCAACAGCACAAAAUGGAAGAUGACGAUCCAUGCGUCUGUAGCGCAUGGUGUCACUCACAUUCCUUCUUUGGCGGCAAUGGCUGCGCUUCAGGCGGGCGGCCUCCCGGCGGCGGCACUGCCUCCUUCUUGAGGAUGAGGAAUACGUCAUACACCACAUCCUCCUCUAUCGAAGGACUGUACGCGUGAAGCAUGUGGUCGGCCGGCGACCAGGUGAACUGAAGUUACCUCCACAGACACGUAUGCAGAGAAAGCGGUCACCCACUUUUCCUGUAGCCUCACGUUUUUCGUGCGGUAGACGCUGGAGCCGACUUCGAACUCGACAGCCAUGAUCCUGUCUGCCUUGCUCCAUAAAUGCAUCGGCAGCUCCAGUGAGACCUCGCCGGGCGCGCCAGUAGCCUGGAGAUUCUCUGACUUUUCCUCCUUCUGCCUGCGGAUGACCAGGAACAUUUCAUACUCGACGUCCUGCCGGAUCCGGGGGCUCUUGACGAGAAGCGUGUGGUCAUCAGGAUUCCAUGCGAACUGCAAUCAAGACAGCAGGCAGGUCAGACACACUGUGUACGGAUCAUGUGCGCAUUCUGCUUACGUUUUCGCUGGCGAAUGCCUCAGUGGCCUCUUCGACUUCGACCUUGAGGAUGUCGUCAACAAGCUUCCAGAGGUGUUGUGGUACGGGCAUGAUGAUGUAUCCCUCGUUGCCGACGGCCCUCACUGGCUCGCUCCUCCGUGUGGGGCCAGACCUCACCGUGAAUGAGGCCUCGUACGCCUUGCCUGCCUGGAUCGCAGGGCUGUACACCGUCGCAAUGUUGGUCGCGUCAUCGAUGACAAACUGAGUGGCACCAGAAAGAGAGGAGACAUAAAGUGUGUGCCUCGUCCUGGCUUGCUCGCACCUGAUCGCUCCAGGACUGCUCGCGCCCGUCGCUGAGUUGGACGGACACAAUGUUGGGUUUCUCCCUCAGCACACUCUCCGGGAGCGGCACCUCCAGCCUGCCGUCCUGCCCGGCGAUUGCCUGGACGCUCUCACUCUGCCGCUCGGCCUCCUCCUCAGCCUCGCUUUCCCUCAUCAGCACACUGCAAUCGUACUUGACGCCAUCGAGGAUGUCAGGGCUGCGGACCACCAGCUCAUGCGAGUCAUAGUCCGGUGUGAAGUCGGUAGAGGAGAAGGCGCUCGUGCCGUCUUUAAUCUCGACCUCCACUAUGUCGUCCACACGCGCCCAUAGCGGUUUGGUCAGCGGGAGGAAGAGCUUCCCCUUGUGUGCGGUGACUGUGCCGGCGUCCUUCUUGGUCGUGUGUGUGCCGCCUGCUGGUGUGUCGUCCUUGUGUGGAUGGUGCGGCCGCCCGCCUGCGGGAGGCCUUGGCGUUGUUGUCGGUCCAGGAGACACCCCCUUCUGCAGAUUGACGUCGAUGUCAUACAGUCCUGGGCCGAUGUUGUCGUCUCGAAGCGUGGCUUCAUAGAGACCGCUCUGGAGCUCCCUGUAGGUGCACUGGAGCAGCGAGAGGCGAGAGACAGGCAGUGAUAACAGGCUUGCAGAGGUGUGCGUGUCUAUGGAUAUUCUUACAGCUGAGCUCAUGACUGUGAUGCCCCUGUCAUUGGUUCCCACAGGGGUGACGGUGAAUGACUUGACUUGUGGAGGGGUCACGCCCUCGGACAGUCGUGUCGUGAGCUCCCCGUCAGCCAGCGUCAUGGCCGUCCCGAGAUCGUGCUUAUUCUCCUCACCUGAAUCAAGGGAGCCGGCCGGCACUUCUUGUUCGCGCAAGUCCGUAUGUAUGUUUCAUCUUCCUACCGAUCAGUUCGUCCACUUGUUUCUGGAGGUUGUCCAGCUCUGAGUCCGCCGCGCCUAUGGCCUUGUCCACUGAAGGCACGCAAACGGCCGCAGAGACACAUCAUUCACAUCAGACGUUUGGCUCACGCUGCCUCUUCCUUCCUUUGUUACCGUCUUGGUUUUUGAGGAAGCUGAGCAUGAGCGAUGAGACGAUCCUCAUCACCUCGGGGCUGUCGUCGCGCAAAGGGCGCUUCCACACCGCGAUUAGACGGAUGUCACCUGACGACCACAGUUGUUGAGCAAGUCUUCACCUGAUUCUCUCUCGUCCCGUGUCUCCCUCACCGACAAAGCCUUGCAGAGGGUCUUUUUCCGAUGGCUCGGGUGCCUCCAUCGUCCGUCUCCCCACCAACAGAUUCACCGGCAGCCGCUGCUUGCUGAGUUCCUGCCCGCCAUAGCUCGGGAAGUCCCUCUCGCCAGUUAUGUCCACCACAGUCUCGCUGCUGGCUCCCGUCCUGUCUGCGUAUAUGUAGAUUCCUGCGGGCUCGCCGGUCUCGUGGUCAGAUGUUGCAUUCGCGGCCUUGGCCGCGUCCGGCUCGGCUAGAUGGACGCCGAAGAGGCACCACUCACCGUUGAUGCAGCUGUCGGGGAUCUGCGUGCUGUCUGCCCUCAGCGACUUGGUGCCUGGGGCAAAACGAUGUCCUUGUGCGUGUCAUGGUCUCACUUGUGUCUGUGUGUGUCUGUGUCUGUGUGUGUCACCUUCCGGUGCUUCCUCCCAGACGCCGAACACCUGGAAGGGGUUCUGCUUGGUCUGGUCGCUGGGCGGGUCCACACCGAAACGAAUGCCCUUUACUCGCUGCCCAGGUGUGGCGAGGUUGACCAGUGUCUUGCUGCGCGACGGACCUGCCGUGGUCUGGGCCUCCGGCUGGCUUCGAAAACCGACAAAGACUGUCGCACCCCGCUUGCCGACCACGUUGAGUGCUGUAGAGAGGAGGCCCUCCUGACCGGUGAAUGUCACCAGCGAUUGGUUGCCGGUGCUGAGCAGACGGUGAAGGAGAAAGAGAUCCAUGUGCUGUGUGUCGGUCGCUGCUUACAUAGUGAAUGUGGGGCACUCUCCGGCCUGCCGGGGAUCGCUGCAGUCGCCCGGCGCAGCCAAAGACGCGAACCCGCCGCACCCCCAGUUGUGCCAGGUCUGCACGUACCUCUUGCCUUCCGGCCCGUCGACAAUGUCCAGGUGCUCCUCGUCAGCCACAUAGACGCCCAUCAGACCCUGCGUCACCAGGGGAGGCAACACGCCCGUCCAGGGAUUCAGCUGCUCUACGAAUCACAUGCAGAGAAGGGAUGCGUACAUGUCAGUGUCUCUCGCGUUGGCUGACAGGGUGGCUUACUGGCGGGAGCGCAGAAUGGGAUCCCCUCCCCACCAGCGGUGAAUUCGCCCUUCUCCGUGCACGCAAGUGUCCCCCCUGAUGGCUCAAAGCUGCCCUUGCAGCAGAGUGCGGCCUCAUCGCCAGCAACGAAGCCCUCCGAGCUGUGCGGCCCCGCAAUGCGGUAGAAGAACCCAUCAGGUACGACGGGAGGGUCGCACUUGGCUGAACAUGAAUGAGUGACACAGGCACAUGCAAUGCUGAUCAAGGAAACCUAAACGCUUCAUGUGGUUGGUUGGUCACCUCUGCACGAGGGGUAGUACUGAGAGGACACUGGUGGCAUCCACAU
Vitrella brassicaformis is the source of this 5006-nucleotide messenger RNA. NCBI's taxonomy places the organism in Eukaryota, Vitrellaceae. The record is from the annotation of a GenBank genome assembly.